Messenger RNA from Cololabis saira (Pacific saury), 1173 nucleotides. It is a transcript of the gene abraxas1, whose product is annotated as abraxas 1, BRCA1 A complex subunit. Gene Ontology annotation, molecular function: polyubiquitin modification-dependent protein binding; microtubule binding. The transcript is spliced from 9 exons. The coding region runs from base 115 to 1101 and encodes 328 amino acids. Gene Ontology annotation, cellular component: nucleus. Gene Ontology annotation, biological process: attachment of spindle microtubules to kinetochore; protein K63-linked deubiquitination; mitotic spindle assembly. Lineage: Eukaryota; Metazoa; Chordata; Actinopteri; Beloniformes; Belonidae. The record is from RefSeq and is a predicted model, not a curated record.
UGGGACAACCGGAAGUUUUCAUAUUAAGCGCUCUGUUAUUCAUUUUUUCAUUGGCUUUUAUGAGUGUUUUGGGACUAAUACGGGACGAAGUUUGUCCGUAAACCCGGGCCAGCCAUGUCGGAGCCCACGGUCCGAGUGUCGGGGAUCGUCCUGUCCUCGCUCAUGCUGCAGCACGCCAACAGCGACGCGGACGUGGAGGGUUUGUUGUUGGGAGAAAGUAGGUUUGAUGAGCAGGUCACCAUCACCGACUCCCAGUCUGACCACAUCCACAUUGAGGAAACACACAAUGUCCAGAAGCACAUCGCCUGCCACAGACUGAACACCCUGUACAGCUGCUCCGGGGACGUGAACAUGCAGGUGCUGCAGGAGAUGCUGGGAAACAACAAGCAGGACAGCGUGAUCGGCUGGUACAGACAGCGUAGGAACACGGAGCAGUGCAUGACCUUCAGGGAGAAGCUGGUCCAGGAGAAUCUGAGGAGGGAUCUCGUCAACCCUCACUUGAUCUUCUUGCUGCUGACGCCCAGCAGGACCACGUCUGCAGGCUCCACCCACCAGAUAGAGUACUCCGCCUUCAUCUCCGACGUCAGGAGAUUCAAGAAGCUCCCCGUGCUCAUCAACAACCUGGGUCUUCUGGAGCAGCCGGCGUACUGGAAGACCUCAGCUUCAGGCUCUGCUGCAGGUUACCUCAGCAUGAAGAAUCACAGGUCCAACCCCACCUCUCCCAACAGCCUGCUGAAGGAGGUCAACAAUAUGAAUAAGAGUCUGCAGGCCAAGCUGGAGAAACUGUGCCGAGGCGUGGAGGAGAGUGAGCGAGAGGUCGAAACACUGCAGGCAGAAGUUUCUGCUCUCAGGAAGAGAAGGGAGCAGCGAAGGAUGGCAAGGAAAGCUUCAGACGCCCCCAUGCCGCCCGAGCCGCGGAACAACCCGCGCCUGAUGGAGGCCAUCAGAGCUCUGCUGGGAGACGCUCCUCUGCUCCUGACCCAGACGCUAGACCUGCAGUCCUGCCCCAUCCCCGACCCCCACGUCUCCAUGGAAACGCAGGGGAACCUGGACACGGCACGGGAACAACCCCCCUUGAUGGACACGAGCAUUAGCACCUAAAUUUAAAAAAUAGUUCACCUUUGAGGAAAUUUAUACUUUGAAAUUUGUACAAAUAAAGCAGAUUCAUGAUGU